Molecule: messenger RNA, 1452 nt
Organism: Chlorella variabilis
Lineage: Eukaryota; Viridiplantae; Chlorophyta; Trebouxiophyceae; Chlorellales; Chlorellaceae
Exons: 7
Biological process (GO): NAD+ biosynthetic process
Molecular function (GO): L-aspartate oxidase activity
Source: RefSeq, a predicted model, not a curated record
GGCCUGCACCUGACGCGCGAGGGCGGCCACUCGGCGCGGCGCAUCGUGCACGCCGCUGACGCGACGGGCGCGGAGAUUGAGCGCGCGCUGGUGGCCGCCGCCGCCGCGCACCCCGCCAUCGCUUUCUUCCAGCACCACCUGGCCGUCGACCUGCUGAUCGAUGAGGUGGCGGGGGUGCGGUACUGCCUGGGUGCCGACGUGCUGGACCAGGCCGGCGGCCGCAUGGCCCGCUUUGUGGCCCCCGUCACCAUGCUGGCCACUGGAGGCGCGGGCCAGGUGUACCCAAACACAACCAACCCAGCCGUCACCACGGGAGACGGAAUCGCCAUGGCUUACAGGCGAGGCUUGCGGCUGCCGCCUGGGGGGGCUCUGCCGCCUGGUGGGGCAGGCCUGGGGGCCAAGGCCGCCGUGGCCAACAUGGAGUUUGUGCAGUUCCACCCCACCUCCCUGUACGCCGCUGCCACCCCCGCGGGCGCCGACGCGGGCGCGCUGGCCGGCGGCCGCUCCUUCUUGAUCACCGAGGCGGUACGGGGCGAGGGCGGCCUGCUGUACAACCUGGGCGGCGAGCGCUUCAUGCCUGGCUGCGACCCACGCGGCGAGCUGGCGCCGCGCGACGUUGUGGCCCGCUGCAUCCAAGCCGAGAUGGAGGGGCGCGGGGAGUCGCACGUUCUGCUGGACAUCUCGCACCGCCCGCGCCGCGAGGUGCUGCACCACUUCCCCAACGUCGCCGCACACUGCGCCUCGCUGGGCCUGGACAUCACGCGGGACCCCAUCCCCGUGGUGCCCGCCCAGCACUACCUGUGCGGCGGCGUGCAGACGGGCCUGCUGGGCGAGACGCGGGUGCAGGGCCUGUACGCGUGCGGCGAGGUGGCCUGCUCCGGUCUGCACGGCGCCAACCGCCUGGCCUCCAAUUCCCUGCUGGAGGGGCUGCACGCGUCGCGGUGCGCGGGCGCCGCGCUGGCCGCCGCCGCCGCGGGCGCCGACUUCUCGGGGCCGCGCGCGCCGCGGCCGCUGUCGCCCUCGGCCGCCGCCUGGGUGGCGGCCACGCGGCGCCAGCUGGGCCAGCUGAUGUGGAGCGGCGCGGGCAUCGUGCGGCGCCAGGCCGACAUGCGGCGCGCGCUGCAGGGCAUCGCGCAGCUCUAUGUGGAGACCAAGGCGCUCGUGGCCAGCUACGGGGUCAACACCGAGCUGGUGGAGCUGCGCAACCUGGUGACCGUGGGCGAGCUGAUCAUGAGCUCCGCCCUGCAGCGCCGCGAGUCGAGGGGCGGCCACUACUGCGAGGACUUCCCGCAGGCGGUGCCGCAGGUGGGCGUGGGCCGUGUGUGUGUGUGUGUGUGUGUGUAUGGGUCCCCACAAGGGCUGGGUGUUGGGAGGCGGGCUUCUUGCUGCGGGUUGCUUAUGUUUGGGUGGCGGUUUGGGCUCGGGUGGCGGCGGUCGCGUGUGGUCGUGUGA